CGAAAGAGGCUGUGUGUGAACUGACCUACAGUCUGUAGUGCUGGCACAUGGAUAGUAGAUGUAGGGUUGAGAGGCAGGCCAGGCAGGUUGUCCUAAAUAGCAUAAAAUGCACUUUUAAGAAGAAGCAUGUUGUGCAAUGAUCAUUGCAUCCAGAUGUUAGUCUAAAGAGGAACUUGGCCAAAUUUCUGUGGGACUGAAAAAGAGAGAGAGAGACGGAAAUAGCUUGAAAUGAACACAUAGGUUCCUGUUUCAGAGUGGCUGUGUUCAAGGAACAGAGGACAAGAGUGGGAGCAAAAAAACCAAGGUGUACAGGUAACAAAGGGAGGUGGGGCUGCUGUCACUCUGUACUACUGAACUUACUGAGGACUCAGUGUGUCGGCACUAUGGGGAAAUCAGCCUCAAAGCAGUUUGCUGAGGAGGUGCUGCAAUGCCAUAAUGAGUACAGGAAGAAGCAUCAGGCUCCUCCGAUGAAGAUGAGCAGCAAGCUGAACAGAGAGGCUGCUCGUUAUGCUGAAAGUCUGGCCAGCACACGAAUCCUGAAACACAGCGAGGCGUCCAGCAGAGGAAGCUGUGGUGAGAACCUUGCAUGGGCCUCCUAUGACCAAACAGGGAAAGAUGUGGCAGACCGCUGGUAUGACGAAGUGAAGCAGUACAAUUUCAACCGUCCAGGAUUCUCUUCAGGCACUGGUCAUUUUACUGCCAUGGUGUGGAAGAACAGCAACAAGCUGGGUGUGGGUAAAGCCAUAGCUUCUGAUGGUUCUUCCUUUGUGGUGGCCAGAUACUUCCCAGCGGGGAAUAUCACCAACCAGGGACACUUUGAGAAUAAUGUCCUCCCUGCUAAAACCAGCUCUUGAAGAGAUAUUGAUCCCCUUGACUUGAUUUAGGUCCAAAGGCAUUUAUUCCAUUCUCUUGGGCAUGGGGGUGGUGGUGGCGGGGCCGGGGCUGUCUGCCUGCACUGCUGUGGAGGAUACUCUGGAGAGCAGCAAAUCUUGCCACAUUGAGAGCCAUACCACAUUUUGUAUGGAUUUUAAAAGACAAAGCGUGCUCCAGCUUUAAACAUUUUCCUUUUACAUUUGAAAAUUUGAGCUGUCACGAUGUUAAAGUUGAAAAUGUUACUGCUGUUUGACGUUUCUAACAGAAGACUUCCCUGAUCACGAUGAUUGUUUUAUAUUAAUUACGAUAGCAGCUUUCAUUGACUCUGACAGUAUUUCCCAAAUUAAAGUUCUUUUUAUAUGUUUUUACAUACUGAGGUACAACAUGUCUUCACAUCUGUUUUUGUCAAAGAGUGAGUUCUAAUUCAGUCAAAAGAACGCAUUAACAUGUAGACGCUGCUGUAAUUUGAAGCUAAUGACUGAAUGUGCUUGGAAUGUUUUUGUUGUGUCCAGACCCAGCGGUCCCACGUUGUGUCUUGGACUCCUGUCAGUUUUCCUGCAAUAAAGUUGAUAGAUGGGUUUGACAUCUGUCCAUGUAUAUUUGUACCAUCAGUUCUGUGUGACAUUGUUACAAAGUGAGACCCAAAACAGAGUUUAAUUUUGUCAUAAUACAGCCUGUAAAUGGCCCCUCCAAAAUAUAAAGAUAUUUAAGAAGCUGCUUCAUUUAUUUCAAGCAGCUCCAGUUAUCUCCUGCAUGUGAAGAUUCAUUCGUCCAUUCUCUGGACUUGCUUCUGUGCUGCUCAGGGUUAUGGUAGGGUUGUUUGGC
Messenger RNA from Cololabis saira (Pacific saury), 1698 nucleotides. It is a transcript of the gene glipr2l, whose product is annotated as GLI pathogenesis-related 2, like. The coding region runs from base 384 to 854 and encodes 156 amino acids. The record is from RefSeq and is a predicted model, not a curated record. Lineage: Eukaryota; Metazoa; Chordata; Actinopteri; Beloniformes; Belonidae. The transcript has 5 exons. Gene Ontology annotation, cellular component: extracellular region.